UCUACCACACUCAUGGGAGGAAGCAUGAAAUAUGCUUCCUAUAUUUUCACUUCUCUAUCUGUAGCAGUUUGUUAACCYACAUUAGACAAGUAGUCCAAAGAGACUUUUCCACCGUCUAUGCUCAGUUCCUGGCUGAUCGAAUGCUUCAGUUAAUUUAACACAACAAGUUGAGAGUGUUUUGACCGUGUAUAGAUCACACAGCUCACAUUUGUAGCAGGAGUGCUAUGGAAAAAUGCAGACUGUCUGCCGUUUUGCUGCUGGCACACAUUGGCCUCUCUUCAGUUUUGGAAGCUCAGGUCAGUGUUGAAUCACAUGUGACGGGGUACCUGGGUAAUGAUGUCAUACUGCGUUGUAAGUUGCUCCAGGGCAAUCUCACUCAGGCUGAGUGGCAGUUGGAGAAAUCAGAUACUAAAAGGGUUUCCAUAGCUGUCUUUAGCCCUAACUUAGGGCUAAACAUUUCUGGGUCACCCCUAAAAGGGAGGUUGGAGUUCGCUGGAGCUUCCACAGAUGAUUCCUCUAUUACUAUAAAAGAUGUGGAGAUGACUGAUGCAGGGAAAUACAUCUGUCUCCUGACAGUCUUCCCCAGUGGCUCAUUUGAGGGGACAACCAUCCUCACUCUACUGGAUCAGACUCCACCUCCAUCAUCUGGCGCGGUUGCUGGGAUUGUUACCGCAGCCCUCCUGGUAACAGUUGUUGUGACAGCCACAGCUUACCUCAUCAUUGUCAGGAAGAGGCACAAGGCUUUAUUCAACCCCUCUGUCAGCAUUGAUGCAAGCAGCCUGGUGGUCAAUGCAGACAGGACAGGAACAGGAAGAGAAGAGGACCUGGUUUAUUCUGAGAUCGUCAGAUUCAACAUUGACAAGAGCAAAGCACACGACCCAUCUGGAGAAGACCAGAAAGAUGCAGACGUCAAGCCGGCUGAGGAAGUCACCUACUCUGCAGUGGCAGUGGGGAACCAGCAUCCUUUAAGGGAAGACACAGUUUACUCUCAGGUGGUGAGAAAGGACUGGGACAUAGAUGAUGUAUGGACUGUCUAAGCACAAUAACAGAAAAGGGCUAACCAGCCAUCCUUUAUAUUCACAUACAUUUAACUGAAAUUAUCUCUUGUUGGGGAAGUGACCUCCUUAUUAGACAAAGCCAUCUGGAUCCUAGAGAAGGGCUAUGUGUGUGAAUACUGAAAAAUUAUUGCCACUGACAGAAUGCUAUAUAUAUGGGGCAUACAACAAUCUCAGCUCUGUAGAUUUUGUUGUGAAGAGACAGAAUCAAUAGA
Salvelinus sp. IW2-2015 is the source of this 1270-nucleotide messenger RNA. RefSeq names its product myelin protein P0. Gene Ontology annotation, cellular component: apical junction complex; adherens junction. The record is from RefSeq and is a predicted model, not a curated record. Lineage: Eukaryota; Metazoa; Chordata; Actinopteri; Salmoniformes; Salmonidae. Gene Ontology annotation, biological process: heterophilic cell-cell adhesion; homophilic cell-cell adhesion.